Messenger RNA from Fusarium graminearum PH-1, 1179 nucleotides. RefSeq lists its product as uncharacterized. The transcript is spliced from 5 exons. NCBI's taxonomy places the organism in Eukaryota, Fungi, Ascomycota, Sordariomycetes, Hypocreales, Nectriaceae. The coding region runs from base 1 to 1179 and encodes 392 amino acids. The record is from RefSeq and is a predicted model, not a curated record.
AUGGACUAUAGACCGCCUCUCAUCGCCUCAAUAUCCAUCACUUUGCCACUUGCAGCGAUUGUCCUCGUACUUCGACUUUUUGCGCGACGGUCGACGAGGGCCGGAUAUGGAAUUGACGAUUGCUUGGCGGUAGUGGCUUUUAUUGGAGCUCUUGGAUACGCGAUAGAUAACAUUGUUUGCUUUGGACUCGGUGUACCGCUCAAAGAUGGCCCAGCGCACCUCACUCACGACCAACGACUCGAGCGAUCAUAUCUUCUUACUUGGAUCAGCAGUCUCAUGUACACGACAGCUAUCGCCAGCGCAAAAUUCGCCGUAUUGACAUUUUACUGGCGUCUGUUCAAAUACUCGCAUACACGCAUCGCCAUACAAGUUGUUCUAAUUCUCUGUGGGCUAUGGACUCUGGUUCGCAUCUUCCUUUUGACGAUGCAAUGUCAGCCCACGGCUGCCUAUUGGGACCUUGAUCGCAGAGAAACCCAUUGCCACGUCAAAAGUUCCAUCUACUUCUUCUCCACUGGGUUGACACAUGCAGUUCUCGAUGUUAUUAUCCUGAUUCUUCCUGUUGUCGAGGUGUCAAGAAUGCGUCUUCCUCUCGGCCAGAAACUUGCCGUAAUUGCCUUGUUUGGCUUUGGUUCUCUUGUUUGCGUUUUGACCAUACUCGUGAUACACGAUGCUUUCAUGCUAAAUAAUGAUACGAAGGAUAUGACACUGUCAAUGGCCUACCAUGGCUCUCUAUGUGUCGCCGAGGUCAACCUGAGUAAUAUCACGAUUUCCUUGCCAAUGUUACGGCCAGCCUUCCGCGCAAUCAUUCCCUCAUCGUUUCUCUCCUCUCACAGGAGCAAACGUGCAGUCAUAGACUCAGUGCUGGCUCCCGAGUAUGGCAUGAAGAAGGGCAGCAAUGUGACGGAAACCUCACAUCAGGAAGGUACAAGCUCGAUUUGCGAAUUUGCGAUGCACACUGAUAUACCGUCUGGCUACGAUCUUGAAGCAUCGCAUGCGGGAUGGAGUUAUGGGACAGAAAUAACAAUUUUCAGCCCUUGGAGGAAUCAAACACCGCCACCAACAAUAAACGAAGGUUUGGAUGGUAUUCAGAUAUCAGAGGAAACCACGGUUCACGUUGAAAGACUCGGUGAACCCGGGGCUGAUAUGCCUGAUUUGGAUGAGAUUGAAAGUCCCAAAUAA